Messenger RNA from Miscanthus lutarioriparius, 921 nucleotides. NCBI's taxonomy places the organism in Eukaryota, Viridiplantae, Streptophyta, Magnoliopsida, Poales, Poaceae. The record is from the annotation of a GenBank genome assembly.
AUGGCGAUCAUCUCCGACUUCAAGGAGGACGAGGCUACGCAGCAGGCGGCGGCGGCGGCGGCCGGCCCCGGCGUCGAGGAGGCCCUGGUGGCGGCGCUGGAGAGGAGCGGCGGCGCGCUCCCCUUCCUCCAGGCGGCCAUCGAUGUCGCCCACCGCAGGUCCGGCUUGUUCCGCGACCCUUCGGCGGUGAGCAAGGUCACCGCGAUGGCGGCGGCCGUCAGGGCGCAGGUGGAGGCCGAGGAGAGGGUGGCUAUGGAGGCCAAGAGGAAGGCGGAGGAGGCCGAGAGGAAGGCGGCGGCCGAGGCGCAGAAGGCUGCCGCCGAGGCGGUGACGGCGGAGGAGAAGCCAGAGAGCUCGGUGGAGAAGGACAUCAUGGAGGUGGAUAAGGAGGAGGAAGGCAACGUGAGACAACCAAAUGCUGGCAAUGGUCUUGAUUUGGAGAAGUACUCGUGGACUCAACAGCUGCCAGAGGUUAACGUCACCAUUCCUGUUCCUCAAGGAACAAAAUCAAGAUUCGUGGUCUUUGAUAUAAAGAAGAACCAUCUGAAGGUUGGUCUGAAGGGCCAGCCACCUAUCAUUGAUGGCGAGCUCUAUAAGCCAGUUAAGGUUGAUGACUGCUUCUGGAGCAUAGAGGAUGGAAAAACUCUGUCCAUAUUGCUUACAAAGCACAACCAAAUGGAGUGGUGGAAGUCUGUUAUAAAGGGUGACCCUGAAGUUGAUACCCAAAAGGUGGAGCCUGAGAGCAGCAAACUCUCUGAUUUGGAUCCUGAGACUAGACAAACCGUGGAGAAGAUGAUGUUUGACCAGCGCCAGAAGCAGAUGGGCCUUCCAACAAGUGAUGAAAUGCAAAAGCAAGAAAUUCUCAAGAAGUUCAUGUCUGAGCACCCGGAGAUGGACUUCUCUAGAGCGAAAUUAGCUUGA